Sitophilus oryzae (rice weevil) is the source of this 1492-nucleotide messenger RNA. RefSeq lists its product as uncharacterized. The record is from RefSeq and is a predicted model, not a curated record. Gene Ontology annotation, cellular component: axon; dense core granule; synaptic vesicle membrane. Gene Ontology annotation, biological process: cellular response to calcium ion; calcium ion-regulated exocytosis of neurotransmitter; synaptic vesicle endocytosis. The transcript is spliced from 5 exons. The coding region runs from base 221 to 1297 and encodes 358 amino acids. NCBI's taxonomy places the organism in Eukaryota, Metazoa, Arthropoda, Insecta, Coleoptera, Curculionidae. Gene Ontology annotation, molecular function: phosphatidylserine binding; syntaxin binding; calcium ion binding.
AAUUAGUCCGAUGUUCAGUUGCACUAAACAUUAUAAACCAGCUCUACCGACACCCGCAUUUGUAUUCAUCACAUUCACAUGUUCCGAACGUAUAAUAACAUAUCCAAAUUACAUCAAAUGACAGUCAUCAUUGCCGACGAUAAUUGACUUUUCUCUGUUUGUGCUUAAUGCGGUAUAGUUGCGCUUUUCGCAGUUCGACGCGAACGGUCACCGGCAAAAGAUGGAACAGCGAUUGUCAAGUGUUUUGACGUAUUUCAACAGCAAGCUAACGGGACAGCAGGGCGAGACGAAAGGAUCUAGUGAGCCGCAGAUCGGAUUCAAAGUGACGUUCGUGGAGAAACUCAAACGGAUCGUGGUGAAAGUGAUUGGUGCCAGGUACCUACCCACGGAUUACGGCACGUGCAAAGCCAAAGGAUACGUCAUUAAGGUGACGAUAUUCCCUUCAAAAGAAAAAUUCGAAACCAAAAUUGUAAAGGACAGUUGGCCAACAAUCAACGAAGAGUUCACUUUCAACCUCAACGUUUCCCCCAAGACAUACGACAUUUUGAAAGGAACUUUUGUUUCUUUCACGAUCUACGCCAUUUUAGAAGAGACUGUUGAAGAGAAACCCCAGAAAAAUACAAAUUAUUUAAAGAAAUUUCUAUCUGAUAAAACGGAAGAUUUUAUUAGGAAGAAUAAUAACAGGACUCUUAGAAGGAGCAGUUUUAGGAAUUCAAUGAAAGAUCGUAGGACCAUAGGAGCGGUGACUUAUAACUUAGAAUACAAGAACUUCACUCAAAACCUGCGAGACGACGCGAUCGGCACGCCAGAUGUGUGGAGGAGCGUGAAGGAGAUUACGAGUGGGAUCCAGACGCAACCCAGGGAAGGUAAAAAUGGCUGUGUUGAAUUAACCCUACAAUAUGCUGUCAGCGAGGACGGUACCAAUGAUGUAGUUGAAAUAAGUGUCACUAAAUUUCGAUGUACUCUACAUACAAUGCAAGAGCAUGAAAGGACCAAAGGUCAGCUAUACAUAAAGAUAAGCGCAUUUGAAAGCGACGAAGUGAUACAAAAGAAGAAGAGUGACAAAUUUGACCCAACGAUUAGUCUGAAGCUUGAAGCCAACACUGCAACUCUAAGAGCAAACGUGAACAACUUCAUGCUGGACCAAGUAAAAAUACUUAUCAGGCUACUAUCCAAAAAUCUACUCGGCAAGAAAACACUCCUUGGAAAAAUAGAAAUAGACAAAGACAAUCCGUUUUGGAAAGAAAUAGUUGCCAAUCCCAGUGUCCCAAUAACGAAAAUGGUCAAUUUUGAAUAAUUUAUUUUUUUUUUAACUCAACACGAUCUUUCUUCGACUUUAAAGUGAUAUUUUUUAGUGUAUAGGAAGUAAAUUUUGAGAUAAGAUUAUUUUAUUAUACAUAUAUUAGUGAGAAACGAUGUCGUAAAGAUAUUUUAUUAAAAUGGUUUAGCCUUGAGUGUGAUCGCAUGAUAAUAUAAUUAUUUAUUUUAUUAA